Fimicolochytrium jonesii is the source of this 1278-nucleotide messenger RNA. RefSeq lists its product as uncharacterized. The transcript has a single exon. The record is from RefSeq and is a predicted model, not a curated record. Lineage: Eukaryota; Fungi; Chytridiomycota; Chytridiomycetes; Spizellomycetales; Powellomycetaceae. Bases 186 to 1229 code for a protein of 347 amino acids.
GUAAAAUCUAAUACAUGUACUGCAUGUAUAGCCUCAACUCUGAUGGAAAAUGGCGCCUGAGUAUAACAUUGGGUUGACAGGAGAAGCCACACUGUCGAAUUCCCCUCUUUCUUGAAACGGCAAGGAGCUUGCGGCGCGGAUCCCUUGCGCAGCAGCACAGACGCGCUCAACGAAAUCGAUGCGUCAUGCCGCACGGGGGCGUCAGAGUGAUGAUGAGCCUGUUCCUUGGCUUUUGCCAAUGUAUGGCUGUGGGCUUUUUGCAUUUCCCAGUUCGCAAAACAGAAGGGGCCCAGCGCAACCCCCACCAACCCGCCCAGAUAAAAGGAAGGAAAGAGACCGAGAACUCCGCUGCAUUCCUCAACAAACGAAAACUUCCCCACGCAACAUUUCGCCAUUCCCACAGCUUUACGCACCCAAGCAACAACGUCGCAACAAUGAAGGUCACUGCUGCUCUCGCUGUCCUCGCCACCGGCGCCGUCGCUGUCAGCGCUCAAGCUGCCUCCCCUUUCAACCCUGCUACUAGCGCGGCCUGCCAGCAAAGUCUGCAGACUCAGCUUAUCGGCGGUGAAUGGACAACGUCCUGCGGUCUUGCCGAAGGUAUCGCCGCCGGCGUUGGUGCUGCCCUCAGCGGCAACAUCACCGCUACCACUGCGAUGGCCGUUUUGGACAAGACUCUCACUCAGGCGAACCUCGACAAGAUGUGCGCUGACGCUUGCAACACCGCGCUCACCACGUUCGGCCAGACUGUAACUCAAGCUUGCGGUACGACUCCCAUCCUGAACCCUGCCGUUGCCAACGGCCUCGGAUCGGACCCCACUGUCCAGAAGAUCAUCACUUCCCUUCAGGCCGGAGAUAUCGCGGCGGUCAUUCAAUAUCUUCGCCCCGGUGUCUGCGUCAAAGACGCCAACCAGUACUGUGCUCUGACCCAGUACCAAGCUUACAAGAGCAACCCUGCAUCCCUGAACAACAGCUGUACCCCCUGUAUCCAGAAGCAAUACACAGCCGUCCAAAACACCGCCUCUCUUCCGGCCUCCAUCAAGCCGGUCGUCGACCAGGGGCUCGCAACCGUCAAGUCCACCCUCGACGCCUGCCCCGCUGGAAGCACUACCGGCUCUGGCUCAAACUCCAACUCUACAACCGCCGCCGGAGCUAACUCUGGAUCCCUUCGUGUUGCUGGUUCCGUUGCCGUAGGCCUUCUCGCCGGCGCUGUGUCGUUCGUCUUGGCGUAAAUCCCUUGUAAUACAUUACACUACAUACAGCAUUUUGUAAAUUAGGAGA